AUGGCCAGCCGGAGCAGGUCCAACAGCUGUUCCAGACGGUGGCGAAUCUCAGGGAAAGCCUCAACCUUCUCGAUGCCAGAGUUCGAAUCCUGGAGACUGAGCUUCCGAAGAUCAUGGGCUUAGCUGGUGAAGAUCAUCUUUUACCGGGACAUCCAGAUUCACCUUACAAUCCAAGUUCUGGAUCAGCUCCAUAUGCAGGAACAACAGCCGAUGAGUUGUACAAACAGGUUGAUCAUCUUAAUGGCUUGGUUUCUUCAGUAUUUCCAACACUUGAUGGCACCACUUCCUCUUCCAAUCAAGUUCCUCCCAUUCCUGACUCAAGCAUUACAUUCCCAGUGGAAGUAGACACUACCGGCACACAAGUUCCAGAAGACACGGCCUCAAGAACAGAAGCACCAUUCCUUCCUGGUGCAGGGGAUUCAAGUAUAGCUGGUGAAACUACAACAGAAUCUAGUGCUUCCACUGAUGAGGAUGUGCCAUAUGACUAUGAAUAUGAAGUUUAUGAUGAUUAUGCCUAUGAAUAUGAUGAAUAUGAGUAUGGAGAUGAAGAUGAAGAUACAGAGUUUGAGUAUUAUGACUAUUACCCGGAAGGAGCCCGGCACAAGCGGCGAUCUAAGAAAAAUAAUGUCCAGAGUGACUCAGACCCUAGUCACCAUGAAGAAGGAAGAUCUGAGUCUUUACCACAACAGGAGGAACAUAACAAGAGAAACAAAAACCAAAAGCAUAUCCACACAAUGAAAGGCAAGAAGAAGAGCACCACCGAUAAGAAGAGAAAGCACAAGUCAGGAAACAGAAAAAAUAAUCAGAAUUAUCACACCAUUGAGAGACCAGAUACAUCACCAGUUGUAAAUCCAUUAGAAAGUACCCAAACAACAACACCAUCAACAACUACUCUGUCUUCCAGGCAAAUCCUUGAGGACAGAGCAGCAAGAGUAAGAGCACUGAAAUUGAAGAGCUCAGCAGUUACGCGCACGACAGCUAAAAAAUUCAGAUGGAAAAAAGGACAUCCAUCCGCUGCGAAGAUUCUCUGA
Molecule: messenger RNA, 1031 nt
Organism: Penaeus vannamei (Pacific white shrimp)
Lineage: Eukaryota; Metazoa; Arthropoda; Malacostraca; Decapoda; Penaeidae
Source: RefSeq, a predicted model, not a curated record